This is a messenger RNA of Eleginops maclovinus (Patagonian blennie), 3506 nucleotides long. RefSeq names its product protein FAM171B-like. Bases 125 to 2104 code for a protein of 659 amino acids. The transcript has 8 exons. The record is from RefSeq and is a predicted model, not a curated record. Lineage: Eukaryota; Metazoa; Chordata; Actinopteri; Perciformes; Eleginopidae.
GCUGCUCCGACAGCAGAGAGUUUAGGAUGGCGGCUCAGUGCUCUUCUCUGCUCCUCUUCAAGUUAUAGAUGCUAACUGGACGUGUGGCGAGUCUUGACCCCCAUCAACACUUCUCUUCGGAGCCAUGCGCCUGUGGAUGUGUGUGUUAUCUGCGCUGAUCAUAUGCGAAGAUGGGAAAGCGAAGGGAGCGUUCACUCCGCCCGGACAGCCUCUGCAUAUCAAUGACGGCAACUUUUCAAACCGGGAUCACAUGAAACAAGAGCCUUUUCAGAACCAACAAGUGCUGCUCCCCCUGUCAGAUUCUGCUUUUAACCUGAAGGUCCAGGUCAACAAUGUGAUGAGUCGUGAGUACCUGAGCCAGGCGCUGGUGGAGGUCUACAUCAACUACACCCUGUUCAACACUGCUCUCACUGGGGAGGAUGGCAGUGCUUUGCUUCAUGUUCCUUACCAAACUGGGACAGCAAUCACACUUGUGGCCAGUAAGGAUGGCUAUAUUUGCACACUGCUGCCGUGUAAAACUGACCGAAUGCCAAUAUUUUCCUCCGUGACCAUGUCCCUGCUCGGUGUGAAUCAGGGGAACAUGUGGCUCUUUGAUGAUUCUGUCCUGAUCACUGGCAAAACAUCUGAUGCUUCAUCAAAGCCUAUUGUCCAGUUUCCAAAGAGCCUUCUGAAUCUGACAGACAGCAGUAAUGCCACGGCUGUUAGAGCCUACCUGACCAUCCCAAAGCUGCCGUCAGAGGAAGACGGAUUUCUGAAAACUUUGGGCAUCAUGAGCACUAAAUCAGGUUACGUCAGUGUGGAGUUGAGUCCGGUGGCAGCUGUCAGUGUGAAGCUCUUCUCAGGAGACACUGAGUUACAUGUAAGGAGGGGGGACAUACAGAUCAGCCUAAGCAUUCCUGACAGCCGCGGACUCCAGACCUCCGACGUUGUUCCUGCAUGGUUUUUCAACCGGACCACUGGUGGAUGGAUGAGGAAGGGGCUGGGGAUGGUGGUGUCAGUGGAAGGGAAACUCAUGUGGACAUUCACUGCUCCUCACCUGGGUUACUGGAUUGCAGCACCUUUAUCGUCCACUAGAGGUUUUUUUGGACUUGCCAUCCCCAUUGACUUCAUCUUAAACCAUUCAUCUCUCCUGAUGGUUAUCCUCGGAGGGAUGCUUGUUAUUAUCAUCUGUCUUCUGGUUGGGUUAUUAUUUAAUCGCAGACAAUCGCUCAGUGAACCUAAAAAAAAGAAGAUCCUACCAGCGGUGAAGAGAGACCAAACCACCUCCACAUGUGAUGAUGAAUUCUUUGAAGAAGCUUCAUUAGACUCCUCUCGUCCACAGAAUGGAUUGAACCAAUCCCUCGCAGAGAGGGGGGAUAAUAAGCACAAUGGCAAUGUCAUGGCCAACCCCAAUGCCGUGGCCAUCAGGGUGGAGCGUGACGGAGUGGAGCUUAACCCUAACCUGAACGAAAUGAUGUUCCUGCAUGACCCUACGGAUCAGAUCAGGGUACCCGUCACUGUGUCGGAGAAUUUGUUCUUUUACAACCAGCCCGUUGCCAUUCUUCACGGACCGGCAUUCUUCCAUUUGGAGGAGCAGGCCCAGUGGAGCAAGUCGGCCACCCUUCCCCGCGCAGGGGCCGCUUCUGAUCCGCUGAGUAAAGACGAGUUUACCCAGUCCCCGCCAAAAAGUUCCGCGGCCACCCAGAACCAGGAAGUGGAAACUGAGGACCAGUCUGAGGUUCUAGAGGAGGCAUCAACUUCCUCCAACACAUCCAGUGGCCACUUCAGCCUCCCUGAGUCAGCGUCGGUCCCAGGAACAUUGAAUAAAAUUAGAGGCAGCAGGCGCUCCGUGCCCGCCUUGGGUGAGCUUUCUAAAAUUCCAUCAGCGCAGGCUCCAAGGGCCUGGUUUGUAUCGCUGGAGGGUAAACCUGCAGCUGAGAUCCACUACGCAGUGUCCGAGCAGCAGAGGGCACGGAGGCCGGCCGACAGUAGAGAAACCAGCUUGGACUCUGGAGUGGACAUGAGCGAACUGAACCAGCUGUCUGGAAGGAGGGCUGUACCGCUGGAGCGCAAAAAUACUUUUAUCAAAAGCUCAUCCAGCAGUAAAGAAGCACCUCCAGAGUAGAAACUCGUGCUUACAGCUUUGUAAGUUCAUAUAAACAGCUGUAUCUAUGGCAUGUAAUUUAUUUAACUCAUGCAUUUAAGGUGCAAAAUGUGAGGUAUUCACAUUGCAGAAAUAUCAUUUAAAACAUUAACACAAUUAACAAACAUCCACAAGUGAAGAGAUAACAAUAUUAACGUUGUGUCAAAGAUGUCUAUGUAUUGAGUUGCAGAGAUUGCUACUGAAAUUAGCCUGUUGUGUGGGAAAUAAGAGAGAUUGGCACUUUUGACGUUGUUAUACAGAUCCAAGUUUUUACCUGUUGGUUGUUGCAAUACUCAUUCUGGCCACAAGAGGCUGUAUGGAAAUAAUGUUGUCCCAAGCCCCUCAUUUUUGUGGUGGACAAACGGUGGAAUUACAAAUUCUGUGUCAGUAACGUGAUGCCAUGGGACCAUCCCAGACUUUUUUCAUUGACUUCACUGAAAAGUAGAGUCAUUUGGCUUUAUCAUCUCUGAGCAACUUUCAUAGGAAUGAACAGGGCCAAUCAACUCAAGUUCUAUUCAUACGUUCAUCGUUUGACCAACAUGAGAGCACACAGAAGUAGAGUUGUCUGAAAGGCUUGUCAAUCACAGUGAAGAAAUCCAGAACGUGUGUUGGACUACAUCUCAAGGUGCAGAAAUGAGUGAAUUUAUGAUAUUUUUUUUGAUCUACAGUAUGGAAAAAUUACCUAAAAUUUAGCCAUUCCUAAUGGUAUGCCAAUUCCAGCAAAGUUUAUUUUGCUGUAUAACACAUGUCAGAGCCAUGACUACCUGCGCUAGGGUCCCGCAAUCUCCAUUUUGCUAAGUGUCAGAGAUUAUUUUGAUGAGUUACAUAUUGCCCUACUGGUCUGCCUCGAACGGGACAGAGACAGCAAUGUGAUUGAGAUUAAUGAGGUCAAAAUAACAGUCAGACUACCACUCUUAACUGAACAUGAUGUCCUUUAAUUUGUAUUUGAUUUGCAUAUUUGUUUAUGCAUGUUUUUUUGUGUAUAUCAUCAUGAAGUGAAUCAUUUCAUUAUAUUUUAAUAAAAUAAAACUGACCUUGGUGACAAGUGUUUUUAUUAGUAUACUGUAGAGAAUACACUGUGUGAAAACGUUGUUAUUUUAGUGGAUCGCAAUAGCCAGAUAUGAAUCAAUGUGUGUUUUGGAUCCAAAUUAUUUAUCUUAUUUUUUGGAUGACACAUUUAACAACCUUAAGACCUGCAAUGGAGAUCAGAAAGUAUACGGCUUUGGUAAAGUUGGAAAGAAAUCGGAUUAUGUCCCUUUACAGUAGUAGAAUAUGCUAAUAAAUAAUGAUGGUGAUUUUUGUUAUUGCAAAUAAUAUUAAAUAACUACACAUUUCUAAAGCUUAGGGCACCCAAAAUAACAUCACACAAAAUGGUAUAUUGCUA